AUGUCGACAGCGCACGGUCAGAUACAUUGCGAGAUCGAGGGUGAAGAGCUUCAUCGAUACAAGCCCGGCGGAUAUCACCCCGUACAUCUAGGCGAUAAGCUUGAUGAUGGACGAUUUACUGUGCUUCACAAAUUGGGCUGGGGCGGCUACGGUACGACCUGGCUAGCCCUCGAUGAAAGCUGUACCCGGAACGUAGCCUUGAAGGUCAACAUCGCCGAAUUGUCGCCAGACUCGAAAGAAAUCGAAACUCAUCAGAAACUGUCGGCGGGCUCGGAUCAACAUGAGGGUAAAGAUCACAUCGCACAAUUGCUUCAUAGCUUCUCUGUCCAAGGUCCGAACGGCAAGCACGGCUGUCUAGUGACCGAGCUGCUCGGUCUCUCAGCUGCAGCAGCAGCAGAUCGGCAGAGCGACGGCAGGCUGCCAGGGCGUUUAUCGUGGCAAGCUGUGCGUCAAACUAUCAAAGCUCUUGCAUACAUGCACGAGGAAGGCAUAGUCCACGGCGGUAAGCACUCCGUUCCUUUAUAUCGUCGGACCAGCCGCGCUAAGUAG
Messenger RNA from Zymoseptoria tritici IPO323, 549 nucleotides. RefSeq lists its product as uncharacterized. Gene Ontology annotation, biological process: spliceosomal complex assembly; protein phosphorylation; regulation of mRNA processing. The record is from RefSeq and is a predicted model, not a curated record. Gene Ontology annotation, molecular function: protein kinase activity; ATP binding. NCBI's taxonomy places the organism in Eukaryota, Fungi, Ascomycota, Dothideomycetes, Mycosphaerellales, Mycosphaerellaceae. The transcript is spliced from 2 exons. The coding region runs from base 1 to 549 and encodes 182 amino acids.